Messenger RNA from Mytilinidion resinicola, 1682 nucleotides. RefSeq names its product eukaryotic peptide chain release factor subunit 1. The transcript has 7 exons. The coding region runs from base 221 to 1525 and encodes 434 amino acids. Lineage: Eukaryota; Fungi; Ascomycota; Dothideomycetes; Mytilinidiales; Mytilinidiaceae. Gene Ontology annotation, biological process: cytoplasmic translational termination. Gene Ontology annotation, molecular function: translation release factor activity, codon specific; sequence-specific mRNA binding. Gene Ontology annotation, cellular component: translation release factor complex; cytosol. The record is from RefSeq and is a predicted model, not a curated record.
CGAGCCACAAAUCCUCCAGCUGAGGGCGCAUCCUUUCUUCCUGCACCAACACCACCUCUACCGCUCCUCGAUUUUGCAGCGGCCCUCCACGACGUCGACGCCGCGAAGGUCGGCCUUCACUCCCUUUUGUCGCGGCACUACACGAGUCGCUUCGAAAGAAAUUUCCCGCCCAGCAAACCCCCGCCGCGAGUAGCCCGCACCCUCGAUACCCACCGCCAGCAUGAGUGCUCCCCAGGCCAACGACGCCGAAAAGAACAUUGAAAUCUGGAAGGUCAAGAAGCUCAUAAAGCGCCUCGAAGCCGCCCGUGGCAAUGGAACCAGCAUGAUCUCGCUCAUCAUCCCGCCGAAGGACCAGGUCUCUCGCGCGGCGAAGAUGUUGGCUGAAGAAUUCGGCACCGCUUCCAAUAUCAAAUCCCGCGUCAAUCGACUAUCCGUUCUCUCGGCUAUUACCUCCACUCAGCAGCGCCUGAAGCUCUACUCCAAAGUCCCUCCAAAUGGGCUCGUCGUGUACUGUGGUGAAAUCAUUACAAGCGAGGGCAAGGAACGAAAGAUCAACAUCGAUUUCGAGCCUUUCAAGCCAAUCAACACUUCCCUAUACCUAUGCGACAAUAAGUUCCAUACUGAAGCUCUAAGCGAACUGCUCGAGUCGGACCAGAAGUUUGGUUUCAUCAUCAUGGAUGGUAACGGAGCGCUGUUCGGCACACUGUCGGGGAAUACUCGGGAUGUCGUGCACAAGUUCUCCGUCGAUCUUCCCAAGAAGCACGGUCGUGGUGGGCAGUCUGCGCUGCGUUUCGCCCGUCUUCGUGAGGAGAAGCGUCACAACUAUGUCCGUAAAGUCUCCGAACUUGCGGUGCAGAACUUCAUUACCAACGACAAGGUUAACGUAGCUGGCCUGAUUCUCGCUGGUUCCGCCGAUUUCAAGAAUGACCUGAACCAGUCGGAUAUGUUUGACGGCCGUCUCCAAAGCAAAGUCAUCAAGGUUGUCGAUGUUUCGUACGGUGGUGAGAAUGGCUUCAACCAAGCCAUUGAGCUGUCAUCCGAAACGUUGAGCAACGUCAAGUUCAUUCAGGAGAAGAAGCUCAUCAACAAGUACUUUGAUGAGAUCUCUCAAGACUCCGGCAAGGUUUGCUACGGUGUAGACGAUACCUUGAAAGCUCUCGAAGCUGGUGCCGCUGAAACCCUGAUCGUCUUUGAGAAUCUCGAGAUCACUCGCUGGACCUUGAAGUCAUCAGAAGGCAGCGAAGUCAUCCUCCACACCAACAAGUUGCAGGAGUCCGAUCGAUCUCUGUUCAUGGACAAGGAAACCGGCCAGGAAAUGGAAGUCGCGGAACAGAUGCCGUUCUUGGAAUGGCUGGCAGAAAAAUAUCAGGACUUCGGUGCCACACUCGAGUUUGUCUCUGACCGUUCCUCCGAGGGCAAUCAGUUCGUCAAGGGCUUUGGUGGCAUUGGAGCUAUACUCCGCUACAAACUCAACUUUGAACAGCUCGCUGAUUACGAUGACGAAGAUGAAUUCUACGAUGAUUGACGGUGGAGCGCCCUCGCAAAGAGCGAGGCCGAACGCCCAGAGCUCCCCGCUUCGAGCACUGAGACGGCCCCUCGCUCCCAGCGUCCACAGGACGCACCCAGGUUCGGGGAAGAAGGCCAGUCGUGCUCUUCCCUUCGCCUCUCCAGGUUGUAAAGGG